This is a messenger RNA of Tachysurus fulvidraco (yellow catfish), 2436 nucleotides long. It is a transcript of the gene arl8a, whose product is annotated as ADP-ribosylation factor-like 8A. The record is from RefSeq and is a predicted model, not a curated record. Gene Ontology annotation, cellular component: lysosomal membrane. NCBI's taxonomy places the organism in Eukaryota, Metazoa, Chordata, Actinopteri, Siluriformes, Bagridae. Bases 381 to 998 code for a protein of 205 amino acids. The transcript has 7 exons. Gene Ontology annotation, biological process: protein transport; anterograde axonal transport. Gene Ontology annotation, molecular function: GTPase activity; GTP binding.
GGUGUGGAUGCGCUGCUCUUCUUCUGUCCUUCUCCUCUCCAUAUAACCCGCAUUGUUUAGGAUCAGCUGUGUGUCCGAAACCCCACCCAAGCAAGGGCAAAGAUACCGAGAGAGAGAAAGCGUUUGAUUCGGAACCCACCCGCAGUGGACCGAGCUGUCUGUCGCUUUUCUUCUUCUUCUUCUUCUUCUUCUUCUUUUUCUUUUUCCCUCCGUUACAGCCGGAAGGUUUCAUCCCUCCAUCUUCCCUUCACCUUUCCUCUUUCCUCCAUCCUCCGGGCCGGAGUCAGCUGAUCGAUACACACACACACACACACACACACACACACAUACCACCGCCUUCAUCAUCAUCAUCUUCAUCUAGGUCCAGGUCCAGAUCCAGGAUGAUCGCGUUAUUUAACAAACUCCUGGACUGGUUUAAAGCUCUGUUCUGGAAGGAGGAGAUGGAGCUGACGCUGGUGGGCCUGCAGUACUCCGGGAAGACCACAUUCGUCAACGUGAUCGCGUCAGGACAAUUCAGCGAGGACAUGAUCCCCACUGUUGGUUUCAACAUGCGUAAGAUCACUAAAGGAAACGUCACCAUUAAGCUGUGGGAUAUUGGAGGGCAGCCGAGGUUCCGUAGUAUGUGGGAGAGAUACUGCAGGGGGGUCAGUGCCAUCGUGUACAUGGUGGAUGCUGCAGAUCCGGAGAAAAUUGAGGCAUCUAAAAACGAGCUGCACAACCUGUUAGACAAACCGCAGCUUCAGGGUAUUCCUUGUUUGUGUGUUUUGUGUGUGUGUUUGUGUGUGUGUGUGUGUGUGCGCGCACUGCAGGUUCUUGUGUUGGGCAAUAAGAGGGAUCUGCAUGGGGCGUUGGAUGAGAAGGAGCUGAUCGAGAGGAUGAACCUGUCUGCCAUUCAGGACCGGGAGAUCUGCUGCUACUCCAUAUCAUGUAAGGAGAAGGACAACAUUGAUAUCACACUACAGUGGCUGAUUCAGCACUCCAGAACCAGACGGAGCUGAGAGGUGGAACUUCCGAUUUGAGAAACAGUAUCAUGUGACCACCCGUAUGCCAAGUCCCCCCUUUGGGUUAUGCCCUUCCCCUAACUCUCUAAAACGACUUUCAUUCCUGUUUAAAAUUGUUAUAAAUAUGAUUUGCACUGUUUACAGUUUUACGUUUGUUUGUUUUUAAACUUUUAUGCAUUUUUUAUAAUAACAAAAUUCAGACCAGAUGGAUUUCAGUUACAAGAUGAAGUGUGUGUGUGUGUGUGUGUGUGUGUGUGUGUGUGUGUGUGUGUGUGUGUGUGUGUGUGUGUGUGUGUGUGUGUGUUUCAAUCUUUUCAUAGGUCAGUAAAUGGUUAAAGGAUAAUUCCUACUCUCUACAUUCAGGACACUUCAGUGUGGUUAUUAAGUCUGUGUCGAACAUUUGUGCUAAUUCCAUAAACUCUGAUAAAAUGAUGCAAGGUUUUAAACCUGAUAAUGAAACUCACUGAAACACCUCCAUAACUACUGAGUCUGAGACCAGUGCGUGUGUGUGUGUGUGUGUGUGUUAAGGAAGCAUCACAUAAAUAUCCACAGUGCUUCUAGCCUCCAGAUUAGAAUUGUGUGUAUAAACUGCAGCAUGCUUAAAGUUUUUAAAUGGUUGUGUAUUGGCCACGAUGUGCUAUUGUUUUGUUUUGUGUCAGCUUUUUCUCACAGGUGUAUUGUGUGUGUGUGUGUGUGUGUGUGUGUGUGUGUGUGUGUGUGUGUGUGUGUUAGAUAUCACACUACAGUGGCACACACACACACACACACACACACAGUUUUGUGGUCAGUAUGGAUAUGAACAUUAUAGUGACAUCUCUGAGUCUGAGUUUUUUAACCUCAUGUGUGAUCAUUUGAGUUUUAAUCUAGAGAUAAAAUGAGAAAUGAAAUUGAUUAAAAGGCAGCUGGUUUCUAUGGUCAGCUAGCUAACUUUGUUCUUCACUUAAGGUGGAAGUUCUGAGGACUUGAAGAUCCAGUCCACCUUAAAUCAUUUGGCUUUCUGACCUGUGAAUCCAGACUCGCAGUAGUUUAUCUUCUGAAAAGGAAAUAAAGGAUCUGUUCCUCUAUCUGAUAUUAAAGUGCCCCCUGAUUUGCACUGAUUUUACGUCAGGUUUAAACUCCAGUCCACCUUAAAUCAGUCAUUUGGAGCUCUUGGUCUCAGAAUGUCAGAUAUGUAAUAAACAUUUGUCCUCUUUUAUUUAUUUAUUUUCUUCCUGUUGUGAUCAUCAUCAGUGUUAAAUCUGCAGUUCCACAUGUGUACAGCUCAGACUUUUUCAGACACAUGGUUGAGUUUAAAACCUCUCCUGAUUUUUAACUUGAUGUUGUAAAUAACAACAAAACCCCAAACCCUGCUUCUGACUGGACUUUGAGAGGAAAGAAAAAUAUGUUGUGAUUUCUGUGAUUAAAAUUGACAAAUAAAAACACUCCAUGAUUUAGA